GUCGCCAUCCAGCAGGCAUCCCUGCAGGAGGCACAACUACAGUGGGCAUUAGGAGAGAUAAAAGCGGAGUAGGAGAAGAUGAUUAGGAGAAGAGCUAGGAUGCAGCGGAGAGCGGCAGACAUAGAGGAGCAAGAGACGAUGGACCUGGCGAACAUGGAUGAUGAUGUGAGGGUAGUUAGGAAGGCCAUGUUAGGAGUAAUAGAGAUGCAGGAGCACCAGACUACCAUCCUUCAGGACAUUCAGCAGAGCCUAGCCAUUCUGGUAGGGCGUUCUCAGGUGGCACCAUCACCACCCGGGCCUGGUGCCUGGCUUGUGGCAUAUCCUCCUUUUUCUGUCCCACCGGUGACAGGGGUAUCCCCAUAUGUAGCCCCGUCAUCGGUUGCUAUCGUUUCCCUGGGCAUGCCGCUGUCAGGAGGGGUAACAGCAGGGAGUAGUUUGCAGGUUUUUGUUAAGACAGUGUUUACUCAAAAUUCGUCGCAGGUUGCAGUCACCACGCAGCAUGCUGUCUCGCCUGUGCCGCCACAGGGCACACAACCCCAGCAAUUAUCACAGCAACCUGUAUCACCGGGUCCACAGCCCGGAGUGGUGCAGGGACCGGGGCAAACACAGUGGGUUCCAAAGACUGCCAUCGCCGCUCCCAAACUUUUCACAGGGGAUAAGAGAGGCGAAGACCUCAACGCGUGGUUGAGGGCAGUGUCGGUCUACGUCAGGUGUAAACUCACCUUGCCGCACGAAGAAGUGCUUGUGGCUGCAUCAUGCCUAAAGGGUAGUGCAGCAAGAUGGUUGAGCGGUUUAGUGCAGCUCCAGGGAUAUGGUCAUGACUUCCGCACUUGGGCAGCCACCCAGAAACUGGAUGACUUCCUGAAGAUGGUGGAGGAAAGGUGGCAUGAUCCUCAGGAGGCCCAAAGCGCUACUGAUGCGAUCAUGACACUGCACACGCGGCAGUUUAAGUCAGUAAGGGAAGCCACCGACGCUGUUGAGCGUCUGAUCUGUCUUCCUGGGGUGCGCUAUGACCCCCAGUGGACAGAUGAGUGCGAGGUUGCUUUCAGACAUGUGAAGCAUGCGUUGACGCACUACGAGGUCUUGAAACUUCCUGAUCCUGACAAGCCGUUCAUAGUCACCACGGAUGCCAGCCAAUAUGGCAUUGGCGCCGUGUUCGCGCAACAGGAGGGGCCAAAGUUGAGGCCAGUAGAGUACCUGUCCAAGAAAAUGUCGUCUCAUAAGUUGGCUAAGUCCACCUAUGAGAAGGAACUCUAUGCGGUGUACAAGGCUCUGACCCAUUGGAGACACUUUCUCCUUGGGAGGUUCUUCAUCCUCAGGACUGAUCAUCAGACCCUGAGAUGGAUGAGAACCCAGCCAGUACUCUCUGACGCUCUCAAGCGUUGGAUCGAAGUCAUUGAGCAAUAUGACUUUGACCCUCAGUAUCUCAAAGGGGAGUACAACAAGGUUGCUGAUGCCUUGUCGUGCAGACCGGACUUCUCAAGUGCGCUGGUUACUGAGUUCGAUCUUGCGGACAAUGUUACUCAAUCCAUGGUGGAAGCCUAUCGCGAGGACCAGUUCAUGUCUGAGAUCAUACGCAGGCUUCAGGCGAAGGACAAGAGGACUUCUGCUGAGUUUGAGUUAGUCAAGGGCUUGCUGUUUCUCGAAAAGGCAGGCAAUAAAAGCCUGGUGAGAAUCUGUACAUGGACUUCAUGGAUACGCUGGUCACCAGCAAGAAUGAAGAGGGAGAAAAAGAGGAGGGAGGAAGUUAAUCGGCUGACCGCAGAGGUGGAGAAGGUGAGAGCCUGUAGACAAGAAGUGCAGGCGCAGGCAAAUGUUUCUUCCAAGAUGGAUAAGAUGCUGGGGUAUCUAGAAGUAUUAAGUGAGGCCUGGCUGGAGGAAUGCCAAGCCAAUUGGGGUCACGAUGUGGCCCUGAAUGCCAUGCGGUCAGGAUUUCGAGAGUUUGCGCGCGACAUGGUUACCCACGUUGGGGCCGAGGUCAGGCGGUUGAAAGAUAACGUGGGGAAGUUAUGUGAAGGCGCCAUUGAAGGCGCCAAAGCAAUAGCCACCGUCGAGGGCGAGGCCAAACCCCGUACGGAACCAGUUAAGCUUAAGUUCCCAGACGCGUACAUCGGGAAGCCUAAGGAGAAUUUCGAUAACUGGGAGGCUAGUGUAAACAAUUAUGUUUACUUACAGCAUAUCGUACAGGACGAUCAGGUCCUUGUAGCCUUCCAAGCCCUCAAGGAGGAAGCGGCUAGUUUUGCUAGGUCCCUCGCGCGCGCGGCCGGUUGCGAAAACAACAUGGUCGCUUAUUCCAAAGUCACUCCCCUCCCUCAAUUCUUCAAGCUCCUUAGGGAGCGGUUUGCUGAUCUUCGCGGGGGCGUAAGAGCCUCUGACAAACUCCAAACCAUCCACUCACGUCAAUGGAGGAGUGCCAGGGCACUCAAAGCCGUUAUGGACGACCUGGUGGCCGUCCCGGACCAUGGGGUGACUGAGUCCCAACUGGUCCAACUGUUCUAUCGUGCCAUGCCAGAGCCCUUACGAGGGCACUUCUUUGACAAGUCCCAACAGCCCACUAUGAUGUAUGAUGCGCUCAAUAGAGAAGUGGUGCUGUUCGAGGCAAAGUCGAUGCCAGUUUCCACUUUCUGGCACAAAGACUUAGAUAAGGGCAAAAAGUGGAAAGGUCGUACCAUCUCUGGCCAAGUCAGGGCCAAGGAUCAUAUGAUCCUUACGUUGGAGGAAGGUGGUAUUGACGAGGUCCCGUACAGUCAGAUUGAGUGGGGCCUCGAGAAGGAGGACAGUAGCGUGGGACAGGGGAGGUCCUAUGCUGCUGUCGCAGCUGAAUGGAGGCCGCAAGGUAGAGGAGGAGGCCAGGGCCAAAGGGGCCAGGCCAUGGGAGGCCGAGGAUCGGGCGCACAGGGGGUUGGUGGUCCAGGGAACCGUCAAGCGGGAGGUAGGGGUCAAGGUCCCCCGCCGAAUCGCCAAGGUCCUAGUCGGUCCCCACAACGACGAGGUGGCAGGUCACCUCAAAGGUCAGGAGGUUGGCACCCAGGCUGACCGCAAGGCUGGCCCUAGACCAGAAUGUAUGGCAACAGCGGAUGGAGCAGGGGCAGUGCAUUUACUGUGGUGACUCUGCCCACAUCAUAAAAUAUUGUCCUAAGUAUAGACAGGCCCGGUGGGCUGCCCAGGAGUCAAAAGGCAUCCGCUGGUAGGAGUCACAACUGCCCCUACUCUUAGGCCAUGUGGGAAGCGAGCGCACGCAUAGAGGAAACUUCCACACCACAUGAGCCUUCGGUAGAGGUUGCAGGCCCGUGCCUAGUUCGCUGUCCAGAGACUGCUUGUGUCAACGUCUCUCUAGGCACGUCCCUCACAGGCGUGGCAGAAGAAUUGAAGGAGAGGAUGCCUGCCUGGGCCAAAAUGAAGAAAGACAGUAAAGAGCAGCUAGUGCU
Chara braunii is the source of this 3428-nucleotide messenger RNA. NCBI's taxonomy places the organism in Eukaryota, Viridiplantae, Streptophyta, Charophyceae, Charales, Characeae. The record is from the annotation of a GenBank genome assembly.